AUGGUGGAGCAUGGUUGCUCCGGGACAGAUGUACUACUGAUUCAGCACCACCACUGUCCGGAGUGUCCGACCAUGAGGAUCCAGCCGGCGAUAUCAUGCAAUGGAUCAUCGGACCAGCGUGGCUGCAAAGUGCGCGACCCGCAGGACUCGGCCGCGGAUACGGACGAGAAUGUUUCCAUACACGAUGAGUCGACUCGGGUGUGCCCCGAAACCCCCAGGCACCGCACGCGGCUAUCCUCCGGUUCAACUCAAGAUCGUGAGCCAAGCUGUGGCAGCCAUAAUGUUUCCACAGGAACGAGCUACUACAGCUGUGUCAGUCAGAUCACCAUUGGCUUUGACCCGGAGGGCCAGGUGGCCAUCGGGAUCUCCCACUGGAAGCGUCCGUACCCGCCCAUGUGCCCGGUGCCGGCGCUGCCCAGCCCGGACGGGGUGCAGUCGGAGGCAGCGGCGGGAGGCUUUCCCUGCCUGGUGGAGCACCCGGAGCCCGUGUCCUGCCCCGCCUCCCUCUCCAUCACCCCCCUGCCAUCCCACUGCAGCAGCCAGGACACCAUCAGUGAGAACAGCUCCAGUGUGAGCUCGUCUCUACAUGGAGCAGAGUCCCACUGGCGUAACCUCCGCAGCCGAAGCGUGUUGCAGCCCGUGGCCCGGCCCAAGCCCCGUCCACCGCCCGUCUCCGGGACCGCCGUAACCAUGGAGCAGUCCUCGUCCGGCCCGCCGGACUCCAGCAGCACCCUGGACGUGGCGCCCCCUCUAGUGGCGGUGAAGGAUGCAAAGGAGCUCCUGGAGGAGAGUGAGGAGGGCUCCGGUGCCCCUGGCGAGAAGGACAACGACUCCUCCUCAAUGCUCCACCCCCCCACCUCCCACUGCAGCAUCCUGGACGAACCCAGUUCCCUGGACCUGGCAUCCGAGGCCGGGAGGAGUAAGUCCAGUGGGCUGUGCUUCAGCGACGGCAGGUGCCGGAUCGAUUACGUGCUGGUCUACAAAAAGUCCAGCCAGCAGUCGGAGAAGCGCGAUGUGUUCGAGAGGAACAUCCGCGCCGAGGGCCUGCACAUGGAAAAGGAGUCCUCCAUUACCAACAGCGAUGUGAUCUUUGUGAAGCUCCACGCGCCAUGGGAGGUCCUGUGCCGCUACGCCGAGAUCAUGAACAUCCGAAUGCCCUUCAGGAGGAAAUUCUAUUACUUGCACCGGCGCUACAGGUUCAUGACAAGGCUGGAGAAGAAAAUGAGUAAGUUCCGUGGCUGGCUACCUCGCAAGCCCAUGAAGUUCGAUGACACGCUUCCGGACCUGGAGGAAAACGAGAGCUUCACUGCCCCCUUCAGCCGACAGAGGAUACACCAUUUCGUCAUCCACAACAAAGACACGUUUUUCAACAAUGCCACAAGGACGCGGAUAGUCCACCACAUCCUCCAAAGAGUCAAAUACGAAGAGGGCAAAAAUAAAAUAGGUCUCAAUCGCCUCCUAAGCAAUAACUCUUACGAGGCUGCUUUUCCCCUACAUGAGGGGAACUACCAGAGCAAGAACUCCAUCCGCACCCACGGAGCGGACAACCAGCGCCACCUGCUGUACGCCUGCUGGGCCUGGUGGGGCGUCUGGUACAAGUACCAACCUCUAGACCUCAUCAGGCGCUACUUCGGGGAGAAGAUUGGGCUGUACUUCGCCUGGCUGGGCUGGUACACGGGGAUGCUGUUCCCGGCUGCCAUCGUGGGACUGAUGGUCUUCCUGUACGGGGUGUUUACCUUGGAGCACUGCCAGGUUAGUAAAGAGGUGUGCCAGGCCGAUGACAUCGUCAUGUGCCCGCUCUGUGACAAAUACUGCCCUUACAUGAAGCUCUCCGACAGCUGUAUAUAUGCCAAGGUCACCCAUCUUUUCGACAACGGAGCGACUGUUUUCUUUGCGGUAUUCAUGGCUGUUUGGGCUACGGUGUUCCUGGAGUUCUGGAAGAGAAGGCGUGCAGUGCUGGCCUAUGACUGGGACCUCGUAGACUGGGAGGAGGAAGAGGAAGACAUCCGGCCCCAGUUUGAGGCCAAGUACUCCAAGAAGGAGCGGAUGAACCCCAUAUCUGGGAAGCCAGAGCCAUAUCAGGCCUUCACCGACAAAUACAGCAGGCUCAUUGUCUCAGCAUCAGGCAUAUUUUUCAUGAUCCUGGUGGUGAUCGCGGCGGUGUUUGGCAUCGUGAUGUACCGCGUGGUGACGGUGAGCACGUUUGCAGCAUUCGACUGGGCCCUCAUCAGGAACAACUCUCAGGUGGCCACCACAGGCACCGCAGUCUUCAUCAACUUCUGCAUGAUCAUGCUGCUCAACGUGCUGUAUGAAAAAGUUGCCCUCACGCUCACCAACUUAGAGCAGCCAAGGACAGAAUCGGAGUGGGAGAAUAGCUUCACCUUGAAGAUGUUCCUCUUCCAGUUUGUCAAUCUCAACAGCUCUACCUUCUACAUCGCAUUCUUCCUCGGGAGGUUCACUGGCCGUCCGGGAGCCUACAUCCGCCUCAUCAACCGCUGGAAACUAGAGGAGUGCCAUCCCAGUGGCUGCCUUAUAGACCUCUUCAUGCAGAUGGGGAUCAUUAUGGUGCUCAAGCAAACUUGGAACAACUUCAUGGAGCUGGGAUAUCCGCUGAUACAGAACUGGUGGACCCAGCGUCGUCUCAGGAGGGAGUUUGGCCAGAGGACCAUGGACGCCUUCCCCCAGUGGGAGAAGGACCUCAACCUCCAGCCCAUGAACACCUACGGCCUGUUCGACGAGUAUUUGGAGAUGAUUUUGCAGUUUGGCUUCACCACCAUUUUUGUGGCCGCUUUCCCUCUGGCCCCUCUCCUGGCCCUCCUGAACAAUAUCAUCGAAAUCCGCCUGGAUGCCUUCAAGUUUGUCACACAGUGGCGGAGACCUUUGCCAUCUCAAGCCAAAGACAUUGGAAUCUGGUAUGGGAUUUUGGAGGGUAUUGGCAUCUUGUCAGUCAUCAGCAAUGCCUUUGUCAUUGCCAUCACCUCCGAUUUCAUCCCCAGACUGGUCUACGCCUACAAAUACGGACCCUGUGCUGGCCAGGGCCGUGCUGGGGAGAGGUGUAUGAUGGGCUAUGUAAACGCCAGCCUCUCAGUGUUUCGCGUGGCCGACUUUGAGAGCAAGUCCCAGCCGAGAACCAAUGGGUCAGAGCUGUUCGGGGAACCUGUGCGGUAUUGCAGAUACCGUGACUACAGGGAGGAUCCCAACUCUGAAGAGCCAUAUUCCUACACACUACAGUUCUGGCACGUCUUGGCUGCCCGUCUGGCCUUCAUCAUCGUAUUUGAACACAUGGUCUUCACCAUCAAGAACCUCAUCGCUUACCUGAUCCCAGACCUUCCGAAGGACCUGCGGGACCGUAUGCGCAGGGAGAAGUACCUGAUCCAGGAGAUCAUGUACGAGGCCGAGCUGGAGAGGCUGCAGAAGGAGAAGAACGAGAAGAAGAAGAACCACAAAGUUCACCACAACGAAUGGCCAUAACAGAGAAAACACACACAAGACUGAAAAGUGAAGCUGUGAUGAGGCCUAGAAGAACGAGAAGAAGAACCACAAAGUUCACCACAACAAAUGGCCAUAACAGAGUAACACACAAGACUGAAAACUGAAGCUGUGAUGAGACCUAUUCAGCAAUGACUGAUAAGAACAAGAAGAACCACAUAAUUCACCACAACGAAUGGCCAUAAAACAGAAAACAGAAAACACAAGAAAAACUGCAGAAGAAGAAAAAGAACCUCAAAGUUCAUCCCAACAAAUGGCCAUAAAAAUAACAGAACACAAGACUGAAAACUGUAGAUGUGAUAGACAUAUUCAGUAAUGACUGACAGGUAUGUUUGCAUCAGGGACCUUUAUAUGAUAAAUGAAUAAAUAAAUAAAAAAGGACCACAGUAUUGGCACAAGGGCAGAGCUCACUAUCCCCUAUGUACACU
This is a messenger RNA of Engraulis encrasicolus (European anchovy), 3917 nucleotides long. RefSeq names its product anoctamin-4-like. The transcript has 28 exons. Gene Ontology annotation, molecular function: protein dimerization activity; intracellularly calcium-gated chloride channel activity. Bases 1 to 3471 code for a protein of 1156 amino acids. The record is from RefSeq and is a predicted model, not a curated record. Gene Ontology annotation, cellular component: plasma membrane. Gene Ontology annotation, biological process: chloride transmembrane transport. NCBI's taxonomy places the organism in Eukaryota, Metazoa, Chordata, Actinopteri, Clupeiformes, Engraulidae.